GAGCGAAGUGGAGCAACAAGUGUCUACGGCCAUGAGAACUAUGCUCUCAAAGUCUUCAUGGACAAUGAGUUUGAGCUACUGUAUGUGGUUAUCUAUCAGAAGAUAUUACAGCUCUCCUACAUAGACAAGUUCUUGUCAGAUAUCCAGAGGAAGUUCAGAGAAAUGUACCUCAAUGAUCUGAGGCUGAAAAAUUACUUCAAGAGCUUUGAAUUCACUGCUGAGUACAAUAUGAUCCUGCAAGCGGUGGAGGCGGAGAGUAAGCUGCUGCGGAGCCUUCCGCAGCGGCCACGGACAUUCCAGGAGAGCAGCAAGUCUAAGAAGACCAUUGAUUCCAUGGUGGAGCACAAGGGUCGGCUCUUCAGUCUUCAGCCAACAGCUGAAAAUGUUAGCAAGAAAAAAAAGAAGAAGAAAGGCAAGGGUGACAAGCUGGCUAUCAAACAAGAGUGCAAUAACAACAAUAAUACUGCAAACACCGGCAAGGGAUCUCAAAUGCAGCUGCAGAAUGAUAAUGAAGAGGAUGAUGAGGGUAAUGAUGAUGAUGAGGAUGAUGACGACGAAAAAAUUGACACGCAGCAGUUGCCAGAUGACAGCGGAGAAGAGCAGCAGUCUCAGCCUCCAGAGCUAACUGCCAUCUCAGACACUCAGGAUUCUGACCGACGUGACAGUGGUGGCGAGAAUGGAAGUAGUUCAGAUGGCCAGGCUGCAGAGGAGGCAGAGAGCAAUGGACAAGCUGUUGUUGGCAACGGCAAUGCUGGUGUCAUGGAAUUGGGCUCAGAUGCCAUCCUGCGUAACCGGCAGAUGCUCUUCCAGGGCAAGCUUGUCAUGAAGAAAAAGGCCAACAAGCAAAACAAGCAACCCAAGAAGGGUAAAGAGGCGCGAGUGUGGGAUCUCGCCAACACGGACAGCUCCUCGCUGGACUACUCCCGCAAGGGCGGGGACAACAGCGCCCCUAGCAGCCUCUCAGGCCCCCGUCCUGACUACCUCCCGGACUCUGGGCAGAUCGGCACGCUGGCGGGCAGUCUCCGGAAUAUGGACGUCCCAGCGGAGACGAAGAAAACAGGCCUGUUCUCGCUGUUCCAAUCCCUGGUGAGCGGCAAGACGCUGGACGCGAGCGACGUGGCGCCGGUGCUGGAGAAGUUCCGCGACUUGCUCAUCGCCAAGAACGUUGCUGCUGAGAUCGCCUCCAAGCUCUGCUCGAGCGUUGAGACCAAGCUCAUUGGCAAGCACGUGGGGAGCUUUGAAGGCGUGACGUCAGUGGUGCGUGCGACGCUCACCGAGUCGCUCAUGUUGCUGCUCACGCCCAAGCGUCGCCUCGACAUCCUUAGGGACGUCAGGGAGGCGCAGCACAACCGUAAGCCCUACGCCAUUACUUUCUGCGGCGUCAACGGCGUCGGAAAGUCUACCAAUCUCGCCAAGGUGAGCUUUUGGCUUAUCGAGAACAACUUCCGCGUGCUGAUCGCGGCGUGCGACACGUUCCGUGCUGGUGCCGUCGAGCAGCUGCGCACCCACGUGCACCACCUCAACGCCCUGCACCCUCCUGAGAAGCAUGGCGGCAAGACAAUGGUGCACCUCUACGAGCAGGGUUACGGGAAAGACGCUGCAGACAUCGCGCGCAUGGCAAUCGACCACGCACGCAAGCACACGUUCGACGUGGUGCUCAUCGACACGGCCGGUCGCAUGCAGGACAACGAGCCGCUAAUGCGCGCCCUGGCUAAGCUAAUCCUUGUGAACGAGCCCGACCUGACGCUGUUCGUGGGCGAGGCGCUUGUUGGCAAUGAAGCCGUCGACCAGCUCGUCAAGUUCAACAAGGCCCUCGCCAAUCACUCGAAUGCAACCAACGCCAACACCCACAUGAUAGAUGGCAUCCUCCUCACAAAGUUCGAUACUAUCGACGAUAAGGUGGGCGCAGCGAUUUCGAUGACGUACAUCACUGGACAGCCGAUCGUGUUUGUGGGCACUGGCCAGACGUACGCCGACCUCAGGAACCUCGACGCCAAAGCAGUGGUUCACUUGCUCAUGCAGUAAUUGUGCUUCGGCCACACGCCUGAGACCAUACACCCGUAUUUGUCUGCAACGUCUCGGGAAUAAUCUCGAUGAUGAAAUACAUCAAUCUCGUUUGAAAACUGAACUAUCAAUGAAAACAAAAAUCCGUCACUAUGUUGCCUUGGUUGAUUCUAAACGUUUUGUCCUUUAGGGUACAUUUCUUUACCUUUUCAUAUUUUCUAGUAUCUAGCGAGGACCCUACACAGGUUCAUAUUUUAAAUAAUCAUUUGACUGUUCAAUACACACCAUCAAGUUUGCUGUCUAUCACUUUCGCUUAACAUGAUGGAGGUGUAUUCAUUGGCACUAAUUAUGACUAUUCGUUUGCAGCAGUUAACUGUCUUGCUUCACAGGGGGAAAUGCAAUGCAAGUAAUUACAUUUUGUUGUUUGAAUCAACCUUGUUCAUCAUGCAUUUCACGCCUCUCGUAACACCUGGAUUAGCCGUUAGCGUUGGAGUUGGUUUGAACUAAAUCAUUUUCCUGUUCGAUCAAGAACUAGAAGAGAUUCUUAUAUGCCUGAUUACGGUUUACACAUUUGUGCUUCGGCACGACUUUCGUAAAAUAUAUCAUAAAUGCAA
Molecule: messenger RNA, 2618 nt
Organism: Hyalella azteca
Lineage: Eukaryota; Metazoa; Arthropoda; Malacostraca; Amphipoda; Hyalellidae
Gene: SrpRalpha
Product: signal recognition particle receptor subunit alpha homolog
Biological process (GO): SRP-dependent cotranslational protein targeting to membrane
Cellular component (GO): endoplasmic reticulum membrane; signal recognition particle receptor complex
Molecular function (GO): GTPase activity; signal recognition particle binding; GTP binding
Source: RefSeq, a predicted model, not a curated record